Molecule: messenger RNA, 1284 nt
Organism: Leguminivora glycinivorella
Lineage: Eukaryota; Metazoa; Arthropoda; Insecta; Lepidoptera; Tortricidae
Gene: Gar1
Product: probable H/ACA ribonucleoprotein complex subunit 1
Biological process (GO): ribosome biogenesis; snoRNA guided rRNA pseudouridine synthesis
Cellular component (GO): box H/ACA snoRNP complex
Molecular function (GO): box H/ACA snoRNA binding
Source: RefSeq, a predicted model, not a curated record
AUAAACACGCUCGUUCGCAUGACAUUCGCCGACGCAUGGCGUAUUGAGGUUAGCUUCAUUCUGUUUCUUGUUUAUCAGUGAAAAUGUCGUUCCGUGGUAGAGGCGGCGGCGGUGGCGGUGGCGGUCGAGGCUUCGGCGGCCGAGGCGGGGGCGGGGGCGGCCGCGGAGGCCGGGGCGGCUUCGGCGGAGGCCGCGGGCGCGGCGGUGGCGGUGGAGGCUUCCGCCAGCAAGAUUUCGGCCCCCCCGAAAGCGUGACUCCCCUCGGCCACUACGGCUGGACCGUGCAGGACGACCUCGUCUGCAAGGUCGACAUCGAGGACGUGCCCUACUUCAACGCGCCGAUCUACCUCGAGAACAAGGAGCAGAUCGGCAAAAUCGACGAGAUCUUCGGCAACCUCAGGGACUACUACGUGUCGGUGAAGCUGGGGGAGAACAUAAAGGCGAAGAGUUUCAAGGACGGGCAGCAGUUCUACAUCGACCCGGCGAAGCUGCUGCCGCUGAAGAGGUUUCUUCCGCAGCCGCCUGGCGCGAAGCGUGGGGGCGGGGGUAGGGGCGGCGGCGGGAGAGGUGGCGGGGGCGGGUUCGGAGGGCGGGGAGGGGGUGGAGGGCGGGGUGGUGGCGGUGGGUUCGGCGGGCGCGGAGGAGGUCGCGGCGGUGGGUUUGGUGGUCGCGGCGGCGGCGGCGGGUUCGGAGGCGGCGGCCGGGGAGGAGGCUUCGGCCGAGGCGGCGGCGGCCGAGGAGGGGGCUUCCGGGGAGGCCGGCGGUAGUACGGCCGUGUGUGACGGUGAUAGUGUGACUAUAUUGACUGUGAGAGAGAGCCGUUGGCCCUCGCCACGGGGUCUCAAUGGAGCGUGACUAUUAUUAUGUUUAAUUUUUGUUAUCUUUAAGUUUGAUUCGAACAAAACAAAUCUUAUGAGUUGUAAAAAAUGUCUAUGAGAGAGCUAUAAACAAAAUUAGUUUUAAGACUAAGAAGUUUCCCGAUUUAGUUUACAACUUUACAUGUCAGACAAAGUAGUUUGAUUUACUUUAAUGAGGUGACCGUGUUUAACCGUGUUGUGAGUUUGUCAUUUUUUUAUUUGUAUGGUGACUUAUGGUCAUACUUUAUGUAUGUAUAAAAAUCCAGUAAUUGUUAAGUAUAUGUUGUACCUAGCUAAUUCCUUAGGUAUUUUCUUAUUAGGUUAAGUAUGCUUUGAAAAAUAUGUCUGGUACUCUGUGGCGAGGGCCAAUUUAAUGUCAUAAUUUUAAGUAAUUACUAUUAUUGUUGAGAAUAAAUUUAUUAUUCUU